GGAAGGCGGCGCAGCGAGAGCGCGGGGCCACGCGGAGGGCUGAGCGGCCUGCAGCUAGGACCUUCGGAUCCCAUGGGGCUAGGGCCUCGGCCUGUGAGGCGGGAGGAGGGGAACACCCUUGGGAGCCCGAGGGGGUUCACGGUGGGACCCCCCCCCCGCCCCCGGGGGACACAGGUGGAGAGGCAAGACUUGCCGAGGAGCGUGCCACCCGGUGCGAGGGACAAAGUGGAACAAUUACGGAGAUGGACGAAGGUUCCAGAAGGGGCAGCGAUGUGACUGGGCGGGCCGGGCACUAAAGGGGCAGACGCGGCUGGAUCCGAUGGUGCCUCGGAAAUGGUGGUGGUUCUAGAAGGGUGGAGGUCAUGGUGGCUGGGAAGCUUCCCUGCUUCUUGAGCAAACCCUCAAACCUCUAGUAGAGCACUUGUUUUCAUCUGGAAAUCCUUUUGUGCUCAUUCAUACUUGUUCAUCAAGACCUUUGAGUCCUCAAGGGCCGAACUUACCUCUACACUGAAAAAUGGAAAGUAAAGUACCUUUAUUCUGCCAGGCAGAAGAAAAUCGCGAUUUAUCAGAUGAAGGCUGCAGUUCUCUUGCAACCAACUUGCCAUCGAGACAUAUUGGCAACAAGAAAGACAUCAAGUUUUCUCAAAUGACACAGAAGACAGUUUCACAUGAAAUUAGGGGUUUCAGGCUAGAGCACAGAAAAAGGUAUGAAACAUCAGUAUUCCUCUGUGGAGAAGAGAAAUCCUCUGAUUUUUCAGGAGAGAAAAAGUUCAGAAGAAAGAAAAGUUUACAAGUACAGUUGCAUACUGAAAGAACUGAGAUUGCCUCUUCCUCAGUGAAGCUGUUGAAGGAGAAGAUGACUAAGAAAGAAAGGUCUUCACUCAAGUUUCCGAAUCAGUACAGUGUUCACAAGACUUUAUCACCCCUUUGUACAUCUUCCUCAGUUAUUCGGGAAAGGGAAAUGCUUUCUAGCCUCUGCAAGACAUCAUGUAAUGAAGUACCUCAAGGACACUUACACUCACAAGAAUUAAGCGCACUUCAGAAGGCCUGUAAAAUUUUUAGCAAAAUUCAAAGUGGUAAAAUUUAUGUGAAUGAUCUGCCAAUGAUCCAUCACACCUUGAAGGUCUUUAUAAGUGAUUUGGAAAUGCAAAAGGCACUAAAGACUGUUGAUAUUGAUGCAUUCCAGAAUGCCUUGAAGAUUUUCUGUAGGAUAAAAAGUGGUCGAGUUGCGACUGAUGAACUGGCUGCUGUUUUGGAUAGCAUGGAUAUUCCUGUAAUUCCUGAAACUUUUCAGGAAGUGAUAAAACAUGUUGGUAUAGACAGUAACCACAUGGUGGAUAUUAGAGAUAUUCUAUUUAUUUUGGAUGAACUACAGCACCAGUAUGAAGAUUUUGUAAUUAUGGAAUCAUCAGCCUUGGAUGAGACUACUUCAAACAGAAAGUUAUCAAAUAUAUCAGAAUGUUAUCCACAGUAUAGGAUGAAAAGCAGUUUCUCUUCCAGACUACAUGAACCAUCAUUAUUCCCAAAGUUAAAUAGAAAACACCUCCAAUAUCAUAAAAUUAUGGAGGAUAAUGAUUACCUUGAAUUUAAAAGAUCAAAAAAUCCUUUGCAAAUAAAAAAAUUCCGAAAUGGGGUUGAUAGCAGUGAUAUAGGAUUCUGGGAACCAUAUUCAAAGGAUGGCAUAAACUUUAAGAAAAGUUCAGAGAAGAUUGAAAUUCAUGACUCAAAGUCUACGUCACAUAGCUUGAAGAGCAUUACAAGCCUCAAAAAGUCUCUGGUUAAAAGUGAUAAUUUUAGUACCCCCAAACUUCAGAAGCCAGCUGUGAGAAGGCAUUCCAGCCUCCUAAAACAGGUUUCGUCGAAAGAAAAGAUUGCAGUGAAUGCUCUGGAAAACAUCUGUGAAGCUAUCAAUAAACUCCAAGAAAAUUACAUUGCUGCAGAAGAACUUCAGUCCAUUUUGCCUUCAAUAAGAGUCACUUUAUCAGACAAAGAGUUCAAGGAGAUUGUGGCAAAGACUGCUCAAAAUGGAAAUGGAAUGGUGAAGUUAGAUGACUUUAUGAGCGCUCUCUCCAAGGAGCAAAGUCUCCCUGAAUGUGAUGUGUUGACUGAUGUCAUUAAAGCCAUUGAUAAAAUUAAAGAUGAAAAUAUUGAUUAUGAGGAUAUGAAUACUUGUCUUCAGCAUUUUGGAGUUUACCUUUCUAAGCCAGAAUUUGAGAAGAUCACAGAGUUGACUGAAGCUGACAAAACGAAAAAAGUGAAUUUUAAAGAUUUCAUUGAUACAAUGAUGACCAAUACGGAACGCUUCUCUGAAAAAUUAUGUAAGAACAUCACAUUUUGUGCUUUUAUUUAG
Molecule: messenger RNA, 2350 nt
Organism: Acinonyx jubatus (cheetah)
Lineage: Eukaryota; Metazoa; Chordata; Mammalia; Carnivora; Felidae
Product: EF-hand calcium-binding domain-containing protein 13
Exons: 14
Coding region: 515-2350 (611 amino acids)
Source: RefSeq, a predicted model, not a curated record